CCAUAAGACUAACCCUAAGAUUAAGACUCGUUUUAACGCGCAGCUUCUCUCUGUGUAUUUAUAUUGCUGCUGCUGUGUGUGUGUGUGUGUGUGUGUGUGUGUGUGCGCGCGCGCCUGGUCGUAAGCUCUGCGAUUGGAGACAACGCUGGUUAACAGGUCUGCGACCGAGGAGCGUCUUGUUCUUUUGCAUAAUCAUCACCCCAGUGUCCUCUGGAGGAUACCAGAGCCCCGCAGGUGCUGAGAUUUUACACCAGGGACUCUUUUUUUGUUUUUGUUUUCUCCUAAGAAAUAAAUCUUUUAGAGAAUAAGAUCCACCAGGCUGUUCUGUGUUGUGGCGCAACAGAGCGCUGUGUGUGCGCUCAGCCUGUUCCACAAGAACCAGACUGGUCGAGGCUGCUCAUCUGGCAGCAGGUGGUGUGACAUGUGGACCGGGUGAAGUCACCCGCUUCUCCCCGUGAUUGUCAGUUAACAGUGAGUGAAGGUGCUCCGGACAUUAAAAGUGACAGUGACAGUCAGUCACUCGGGAUGCUCGGCCAAUCUCCUCACCUUAUCGGAGGCAUCUUGUGGAUCCAGAAUCCAAUGAGAGCUGUUCACUGCAACCUGAGCCAGAAUGGCAUCGAUCACCAGAUGUGCCCGGAGGACAUGACGUCACAGCUGGAGGAAGAGGAGGACUCGGUGGAUGCUGGGGCUGUGCUGCUGGACGACGACAGCCCGAGCUACCAGGAUGUCAGCCCCCCAAUGUACCAGCGCCGUAUGCCGCCACACCGCUCAGUCUCUGAGUCUGAGCUGACACGGCCAGGAUAUGUAAAGCUGUCCAAACCAGUUGCCCUGUGGACCCAACAGGACGUGUGCAAAUGGCUGAAGAAACAUUGUCCCAAUCAGCACCAGAUCUACAGCGACUCCUUCAAACAGCACGACAUCACAGGGCGGGCUCUGAUGAGGUUGACAGACAGAAAGCUGGAAAGAAUGGGGAUCAUGCAGGAAGCCCAGAGGCAGCACAUCCUGCAGCAGGUCCUGCAGCUUCGUGUCCGAGAGGAAGUCAGGACCCUUCAACUUCUCACACAAGCCUCUCUGGAGUGCACUCCGUCUUCGCCAUAGCCUGGCGGAGCAGGAAUACCCGGUCACAAAAGGACGUAGACACCCACCGCCUUGCCAACAUCCACUCAACAUGCGAUCCCCAGACUUCUCCAGGGAACAAUCACAACUCUCUGUCUCAUGCCUUUGGUCUCCGUCCUUGUCUUCUCCAAAGACCAAUCUGGAAAAAAACUCAUGCCUUCUUCCCAGCCACUCCUGAGAAGCUCCCACGAGUUCUGACUUGCUUUGUUUCCUCGCAGUCCAAACAAUUCCUCACAGCUUCCUGGAAUCUGACCAAUAGUUUCCAUUACAGGCGUCCCAUCUCCCGUCAUUUCUGACCUUUACAGUCAAACUUCCACCAGGCCUCUCACGCUAUAACUCCUACACUCCUCUCAGACAUCACUUCACUCCCUUUCUCCCAAGAACCACGCCGGCAGCCAAGCCCUCCUAAUCUUCAUCUACCCAGAAUUUAACACUUGCUUGGCUGGGUUUCCUAAAAGCAUUUAAACACAAAGAUAAUCUCUGCACCAUUGCCUUGUAAUUGGAUAGUCUCGUGUGUGUGCUGAUUUGCUUUUAGGGAACUCACCUACCCUUACAGUAAACAGUGACACCUAUAAUCCACAUAAAUAAUUCUACAUUCAAACGCAGUCUCUUGGUCUGUUUGUGGCAUGUUAGCGCCUUCAUUGUAGCACUUAAAUGUGUAUUUCCUCCCAUACAAUACUCUUGUGGCGCUCUGCUGAGCUUUCAAUGGUGGCAACAUAAUGACUGUCCACAAGACCACUACUAUACACCUUUCCUCCCCUUAUUCUGCCUCCUUAUCUCCUCACAGACUAUUCCCACAACCGCAAAAGGGGCGAGACAUUUUACACAAUCUUGUAUGUGUUUUGUGCUCUUUCUCUCUCUCAUUCUGUGCAUAGAUCCUGUAAACGGUGUUUGACAACGCCCAGUGAAGUGUCCAUAUCUCUCCUCACUUUUUGUCCUCUCCAUAUUGUGGAUCACUCUCUUAGGGAAGACAGUAAGCCUCAGAGAACUUCACUGUGAAAACAACCAACAGUUAGUCUGGGAAUAAGCACUGAACCCGGCAUUACAUUAGGUAUGGUUAAGUUGGCUCCCACGAAAUGAACGACAUCGAUGUGAAAAAGCAAUCUGUAGGAGAUGAAGCAGAACCUAAAAAAAAAAGGGAUGAACUGCGAAAAGGAAAUUCCCUUGGUGUCCCUAAAAGCACCGUGCCAGUAGGUAAACUGAAACAAAGGGAAAGGGAGUGGCUGAAAAAAAAAAGGAGCAGGAACAGCAAAAGGGCUUCGUGAACCGAGAGAUACUUCGACUUGAAAUUCUUUACCGCUAAUGAGGAGAGAAAAAGAAGAAAAGACAUCACGGAUAACAAAAGAAGAGCCUUUUUCAUUUCCUCCCCUCUGUAUCGCCGACUCUUUAUUGCUUUGUCUGCUUUCCAUCUCACUGCUUGAAACUAUUUUUAGAUGAGAUAUAUUGAAAAUAGUGUAGAAAGGAGAUGUGCUGUGUGCAAAAGCUCAUCAUGGAAAUGUUGUGUGUCAAUCUGUUAGGAAGAUAUUCUAUUUAUCUCUGAUAAGAAACUCAAAUCUCUGUCAAUGUGAAUAAUGGCCACUCACUGUUGAUAUUAUAGGUAUUUUAACUGCACUUAAAAAGCACAUCUGUCUGUCAUGAAACAAAACAGCUGUUACUCGGACCAUUGUCAUCUUCUUCAUUAUGUCUAUGAGUGUAAAUACAUUAUAAAAUCUUGUAGCCAGUAUAAUGACCUCUUAAUAUCAGCCACUGAUUUCAGUGUACUGGAGUGAUAUUUAUCAAAAGCUCGUAUCCACGCCGGUGUAGCAUGAGCUGUUGUCAUGGUAACAACAUCUUUCCUCUUCUGGAUCAGAGCUGUCAGUCAGAGGAGCAUAAAAUAGCUGUUGCGGUUGGAGCGUGGGGGGAAAAGAAGGGGGUCAGCAGUCGGCCCCUGAGAGCCAUUGCGUUUUAAUGGGAUUCCAUUUGUACAUGGGUCCCACAGUGUCCAGCAAUUCAUUGUUUGGAUAGUAGCUGUAGCCAAAUGCGGCAAAGACCUGUGAGCAGAUUGAAUAGUAUUGAUCAGUUCUUCGGGACAUACAGUCAGUCCUUUAGGAUUACAAAAGCUUCAAGGACUGUGUGUGUGUGUGUGUGUGUGUGUGUGUGUGUGCGUUUGUGUGUGCUGACAGUCACAUAGGAAUGGAGUUGUUCAGGCUAAAACACAAGUGGCUAUUUCACGGUCGGCUGGAGAUGCCGUGUCCAUGUCUGUCAAGGCCACAGGAGGAAGGGGAGGUCUCGAGCUUCCGUUAAAUUUGGAAUUUCUCCACUCCUCAGUAUCAGGUUAGAAGCCGUGAAAAAUGUGAACUGGGACAAAUGGUUUGCAGUGGUGAAAGCUUAGUGAGUUUGAGACCUGGAUUCAUUAAUGCAAAUGCCCCUUUCCCCUUUUAAAUAAUAUGAGUAAUUGAUCAUCAUUCUUUCAUUAUACAUAAUUCUGUAUACCCUCUUAUUGGCAUUAAAGGAAAAAUUAGCAAUUUUGGGGAAUACACUUAUUCAAUGAGAUGAGAAGAUUGAAUCCACUCAUAUUUAAGACAAUUAGCUUAGCUUAGCAUAAAUACUGUAUACAUGGGGAAACAGGUAGCCUUACACUGUCCAAAAGCAACAAAAGUCCACUAUUUAACAAUUUACAUCUAAUUUGCUUGUUUGUCAUUUUUGCACGUUGUUUGUAUGAACUUGCUUUUGUUCUUAUGUUCAAAUACUUCAGACCACUUUUGAGCAAAAGUUACAAUUUAGCUGGAAAUCAUUUGCUUCUUGCAAAGGGUUAAAUGAUAAAAUUGAUGCCACCUUUUAUAUUUGACCAUUCAAUAUAGAGCUACAUUCAGCAGCCAGUCAGGGUAGCUUAGCAUACAGACCAGCUCUGUCCAAAAAUCCACCUAUCAGCUGUUUAAUCGGUGCAAAAACCAAAGCGAAGAAAUUAUAGAAUGACACAAAUUGGAUAUAACAUGUUCAUUAAUGAGCUUCAGAUAUGCUUGAGUGUGGAUUUUGUUAACAUUAGACAACAACAAAGCCAGGCUAACUGUUUCCCCCAGUUUCCAGUCUUUAUUCUAGGCACUAAGCUACCCGUCAGACGGCUCCAGCUCUACACCGAGUGGUAUCAAUGGUCUCAUCUAAGUCAUCUAAGAUUUCCCCGAAUAUCAAACUAUUUCUUUUCGUUAAAUUUGAAGUUUUUCUCGGAUAUGGUCAGAAGCCUUCAAAUUUGCACAUAAGAGACUGACAAAACCAAGGUCCAUGCAUUCCCAAAUCCAGAGGGAGAAGAACACAAGGCUGACUUUGUGUGAUCUCACAGUAUAUGAACCACUUGCCUUGGAUUUCAUCAUAGUUUUGAUUGUGGCCCUGUAAAGAAAGUGCUGUGUGUAUUCAAAUUCAAUUGCAAUUCUGCACUUCAAUGUGGCUGUAAAGGAUUAUUGAAAGUGUUCUAUUCCUUUUAACUCAAAGCGUCUUUGAAAUUGAUUUUUACAAAUUUCAUGCAGACAGUGUAAACUUUGGGUCAAGACCUAAAUUUGCUUUCAGGCUUUCCACUACAUAACAAAUGUAGCAGUCUGUUUUAGUGACCCAUAUCCCAGGCUGCAGCACUGUAAUAACCCUGGAUGUAGGCAGUAAAAUAUUGAUUCUUUAUUGUUACUCUCCAGAGUGUGUGCUUGCUCCCUACUUGCAGGGGGAGGGAGCAAGGGGAAUAGAUUUUCCUCCAGAGGCAUAAGGGAAACUUUCCACUGUAUUUUUGGCUUUGAUAUCCAGGUAUAACCAGCUCAAGAUCUGGCAACUGUGCCAAGGUGUCCGAGGACUUGCCUAAACUUGCUCAGCACGUAGUCUCCCAGUACCUGUAAGAGGUUUGGCACACACUCAUAGAUGCUGAUACACAGUGCGCUGUUCAACAAGAGAACACCAGACUAAACCUCACACAACGUUAUUGCACAAGAACUUUCACACAUGCUGGCAUGCAUGUAGAACUGCACCCAAACCCAGACUUUGUGUGUAAAAUACACAUACACUAGCACACACACAGCGACACUUACUAUAUACACACACAUUUUUCUCAGCAAAUUAGCAGUAAACACAGCCACAGCCGCUCACAGGUUUCACAUUAGUUAUGCAUAAACAAAUGUAGAAGCAAACAUGUAUGUGACGCCUCAAACACAAUCAGAAGACAACAAAUCUAAGAUUUUUUUUCUGCCGUGUUGAGAGCAUGUUUUGAUUCUGUUCUGAGUGUUUUUGUAACCAACAGGCAUGCAGACCAAGUCUCUACUCCCAAUCUAUCUACAUAUAAGGUGCCUAAUGAUGGAUAUUAAUGACGAUAUUGACAUCAUGAUGAGUAUAUAUAAUAAACAGAUUAAUCUUCAUGUA
Messenger RNA from Morone saxatilis (striped sea-bass), 5487 nucleotides. RefSeq names its product sterile alpha motif domain containing 12 (gene samd12). Gene Ontology annotation, biological process: cell surface receptor protein tyrosine kinase signaling pathway. The transcript has 5 exons. Gene Ontology annotation, cellular component: cytoplasmic side of plasma membrane. The record is from RefSeq and is a predicted model, not a curated record. The coding region runs from base 526 to 1098 and encodes 190 amino acids. Lineage: Eukaryota; Metazoa; Chordata; Actinopteri; Moronidae. Gene Ontology annotation, molecular function: protein binding.